UGAUGGUCUGGAACAGCAGAGGAGAGAAAAUGGAGAGAGAGAGAGAGCCCAAACUUUUCUUCAAUACAAAGCCUCCCCUCAAUGGAAUGGACCCCAUCAAAAAUCAAUCCUAACCCCAACUGUCACGUACUCUUCUUCUACUCUCUCUCUCUCUCUCUCUCUCUCUCUCUCUAACCCAACGCCACCAGCAAACAUUGUAAAGCUUUUGUCUUUCCCUUUCCCACCACCACUUCCCUCUUCUCUCCCUCCACUUUUCUCAGUCUUUAAUGGCUGCCCAUUUCACUAUGCUCCUUAUAAAAUAGUGGGUCGGUGCUGGAUUACCACUUCCACCCCAUUUUUGGCUGUAAAAAAAGAUGCCCACUUAGCAAAAAAAUUAGAGAAGUCUUUGUUUUUUUCACCAUUGUUUGGUUCAAUUUUCUUGAAUUUAAUCUUGGUUUUCUCCAAAACUUCUCAUAUUUUCAUCACUGGAGAUAAUUCUGCAGAAAAAAAAAAAUAUUGGGCUGGAUUUUGGGUGUUUCAAAAGGGUCGUUUUCAAUGCUGCAUUGCACUGAGCUGAAACUUUCAUGCUGUGCUGUUGUUUUUUUAAUAAGAAAAACAAAAAUCACCAGACGCGUGCCUGCAAUUUUCUGAAUUAUCAAUUCCAUCGUGCAGAGCUCAUGAAUUUUGGAUCGAAUUUCUGAAAAGGAGAAUUUGGGUUUCUCUCAAACUUUUGUGCAUCUCAAGCUUCUGAUCAAUUCUCCAACAUCAUUGCUUACUUUUGUUCCCUGAAAUUUGAGGGGUCAAAUUUUUACCUUUGACCCCAUUUGUGAUGAUCAUAAGAAUUGAGGAGGCAUAAUUGUCUUUGAUAAGUCUUUAAGGCCAAAUUGCAGUAAAUUUGAGCUUUUAGGAGUGAAAAAAGAAGGCUUUUGGUAUCUUAAGCUUCACUCUGUGAGAAAACUUGAGGAAUUGGAAUUGGAAUCUGUUUGGUUUAUGCAACGGACUUUUUAUCCAGCUGCAUUUCUGUUCUUUCGCUGUAUCGAAUUCGAGCCUCUGAAUUUGAGUUUCUUGUAGCCGGGAGAGUGACAGAUUUUGGAUGAACAAAGCCUGUUAAAGUUAAAUAUUCAUCCCUUAGUUAUGGCAAAGAAGUCCCAGAAACGCUCUGUGCGGUAUGAAAAAGAUCAGUUGGGCUGCAUGUGGGGUUUGAUCAGUAUCUUUGACUUCCGGCACGGCCGCCCCACCUGGAAGCUGAUUUCUGAUAAGAGGCAUGGAAGUAAGCAAGCUGUUGGUACUGGAAUUUCAAGGAAUAAGUUCAAGAGUUUGAGCAAUUUGGAUGAAAAUUUCAAGGCACCCUUGAUGACAAUGAGAGCUCGAAAGCAAUAGUGGCAGUAGAUGCUUGCAAGCCUAGUGUGAAGAAACUCAUGGAAGAAGAAAUGUCCGGUAAGCAGGACAUGAAAAAGGAGAGAAGCGAGAGAAGCAAUGAUGUAGUGGAAACUAGACAGUCUGAUUCAAGCCAGAGCAGAAAGGACCACAAAAGAUCAAAGACGACUCGCAAGAAAAGUCGUGAUAUGGACAACCAUAAUUUGAAUGCUUUUGAGAACUCAGAAUCUGGAUGCUCUUGCAAUCAGAAUCGAGAGCAGAAACCUAGAAGUAACGUUGGCAUGGAUGAGAUAAUAGAAGAGGUAUGUUGCCAGAUCCAUCAGAAAUAUAUUAAUGAUGCGAAUCAUGAUGUGAAUGGUGAAACUCCUGCAAAACCAAACUGCAAGCAUUCUGAUUUCGAAGAGAAAUUAUGCGUGGCAAUCAAGGAAUUCACGAAUCAUAAGUUUACUGAUGGGAAACAGCUUGCGGAAGAUCAGAAAAUCCACCACUUCAAAGAACUACUUGAUGCGCUCGAGGUCUUAAGUUCAGAUGAGGAAUUGCGUCUGAAACUUUUGCAGGAUCCAAACUCGCUGCUGGCAAAACAAGUCCAAAAGUUAAAGGAUGCUCAGAUAGAGAAGGAUGAAGAAUGCGUUUCCUUUGCAGAGUCCAAGUUGUCGGAACAGAAGCUUGGUGAUGUUAAACAAUCUGAGGAGCUUGUCAACCGUAAACGGCGGUACUUUUUCAGUAGAAAGGUCAAGCCUCAGGAAAGAAACCCAAGUAAGGAAAAUGAGGACUCUGAAGCUUCAAAGAUGAUCGUCAUUUUGAAGCCUGGGCCUCCAGCAUUACAAAAUUCUGAAAUUGAAGAUAGUACAACCCCAGAAUCCCAUAACAUUGUAAGAAACAGAGGACCAAGUGAAGAGUUGGUUCCCACUUUUUUCUUUCGGAAAUAAAAAGGAAACUGAAGAAUGCAAUGGGAAAGCAACAGCAUGGGGCAUCUACUGUUGGAAGUUCAAACAGACUGCCUUAUGGGCGUCAAAAUUCGGGAGGUAGAGACAAAGGAACUGGUAGGGAAAAACUAGGAAGUUCCUCUGGUAAAGAACAUUUCUACAUUGAAAGAAUUGCUAAACCUUCUAGUGGUGUCAAGAGGGCAGAAAAGACUGGGAAAGUGAAAGAAUCUGAAAUAAGUUUGAAACAUGAAAAUCAUGGCCUUGCGGAUGAAAGGCUAUCUAAACUCUACAUUGAGGCCAGGAAGCAUCUCUGUGAGAUGCUGAGUAAUGGAGAUGAAGGUGUAGAUAUCUCAAGACAGCAGUUUCCUAAAACCUUGGGGAGGAUUCUCUCUCUUCCAGAGUACAAUGUUUCUCCUUUUGACAGUCCUGGAAGGGACUUGGAGCACGGCUUUGUUACCGCACAGAUGAGAUUAUCAGUCUAUGACAAACUUUUGAAGGCCAAUGAGAAUAAAAGAUCUCCUAAGCGAGAGAAGAAUGUCAGCCCUCUUGGUGAGGUAGCAGUAGCACACAACUUAGAGAGUCUGCCAUCUGUUUCAGACAACAACGUUGAUUGUAAAGUACAGCCGACUAACUCAAUACCAAGUACCUCAGAUAAUCUGAUUCAUGAUAAUGAAGUUGAAGAAAUCCAUCCUUUCAUCAUGGAUGAGAAGAACUCUGAAGGUGAUGUCAAGAUUGAAAAAGAAAAUGAAAUUGUUGUUCGGGAAGAAGCUCUCUCUGAAUGCACUGGUUCUUCAGUUGCCAUAAAUGACCAAAAUGAGGACAUGUCUGAGAUUUUUAAUGAUAGAAGAUUUUCGGAAUGCUCACAACAGGAUUCAUAUGACGAAAACCCAGUGCAAUCUUCUUCAUUAGCAUCCCCUUCCAGCUCUUCAACCACCAAGCAUGUUGAAGAUUUAGAAAGUGCUAUUGAUAUACAAGAGCGUCCAAGUCCUGUCUCAGUUCUUGAGCCACUAUUCACAGAGGAUGAUAUCAGCCCUGGGAAAACGAUUUCUCGAUUUGGAGAGCUACAACCACUAAAGAUCGAAUUUGAAGAUUAUGAGCCUUCAGCCACUGAGCAAGCUAACAAUGCAAAAACCUGUACAGAAGGCAAGGAACUAAUGUUUGAUUUUGUAAAAGCAGUCAUGCAAGCCUCCAGCUUCAAUUGGGAUGACUUCUGUAUGAAGUGGCUUUCCUCUGACCAACUUAUUGAGCCAUCAUUGUGUGAUGAGGUAGAAUUUUUUCCUAACCAGCUUUGCUAUGAGCCGAAGCUCCUUUUUGACUGUAUUAAUGAAGUUCUGCUGGAGUUCUGUGGGCGUUAUUAUGGUUGCUUCCCUCGGGUGUCAUCUGCGAAACCUAGUAUAAGGUCAAUACCAGAUUUGAAAACUGCUAUACAUGAGGUCUGGAUAGAAGUUUAUUGGCAUCUCCAUCCACUUCCAUUGCCUCAAACAUUGGACCAGAUUGUCACAAAAGACAUGUCAAGAACUGGAACGUGGAUGGACCUUCGAUUUGAUGCUGAGAUCAUUGGUGUCGACAUGGGUGAAGCCAUUCUCCAAGAAUUGAUGGAAGACGCCAUAUUAAGCUAUGUAGAAGGAAGUCUCAGAAGUGAAGAUACUUCAGUUAUGGCUGAGUCAAAUGAAACAGAGAGCAUUCUCAUCUUAUAAAACUCAGUCUGACUUCGAUUUGCCCAUACCGAAUACCAAGCCACCUUCUCGCUGUGGCAGUUGGAAAGCAAGUCAUAUAUGUGCAUCCAAAGGGUGAGAAGCAACAUUUUAGCUUUCUUGGAGCACCAUGGAUCUGGUAGGAAUUGGCUUUGCAACUUUGUUAACUGAAAUCAUGUAGAUAGUACAUAAUCUGUCACAUGUCAAAACUAAGGCUCACGGGGCGCCCGGAGCAGCAGUCAUCACCUGAAAGUCCUUGAUAGCUUGGGAACCAAUAUUCGGUCUGCAAGAACUCGGAAACUCUCUGCAAGUCGAUUAUACAAGACAGAUAAGUAAUUUUGAGAGUUGAUCUUAUAAGUGUGGAUUUAUAGAGGGUUGGAGUGUUUAGUAGAGGGUGUUGUUGAUUUCAUUCAUUGUCAACUGUGUUCUUUGUAUUUUACUGUUUCAUUUGAAACCUGAAAGGGUUGUUUUGUGACUGACUAUUACUGGUGUUGUAAUUAGCAAUUACAAAGAAAAUAAAAAGCUCAUGCUAAGUUUGUUA
This is a messenger RNA of Pyrus x bretschneideri (Chinese white pear), 4517 nucleotides long. RefSeq lists its product as uncharacterized. Bases 2306 to 3979 code for a protein of 557 amino acids. The transcript is spliced from 7 exons. The record is from RefSeq and is a predicted model, not a curated record. Lineage: Eukaryota; Viridiplantae; Streptophyta; Magnoliopsida; Rosales; Rosaceae.